GUAUCUAUAUUUAAGGCUUAUUUAGUUGAACUUUUUCUCUAGCUUCUCGUCGAAACGUCAAUCGUUGAAGUCAUGAAUGCGAUAAAGAAAAGGCUGCAAACGCUGAAAAUCGAGAAGGACCUGGCGAUGGACAGGGCGGAUGCAUGUGAUCAACAAGCAAAAGAGGCGAAUCGACGAGAAGAGAAGCUAAGGGAUGAGGUCCGGGAAUUGGCAAAGAAACUAGUACAGAUGGAACGCGACUUGGAACUGAGCAAAGCUCAGUUGGAGAAGUCGAACAGAGACUUAGAGCAAAAGGAAAGAGCUUACAUCGUGACGCAGUUUGAGUUGGCAGUUUUGAACAGAAAGAUGCAGCAAUGCUUGCAGAACUUGGAAAAAUCCGAAGAACGUCGUCUCACGGCGCAAGCUAAAUUAACACAAGCGAUGGAAACCGCGGAGGACGCGAAACGUAUCUGCAAAGUUUUGGAGAACAGAAGCAAGCAAGACGAAGAGAGAAUGGAUCAACUGAUGGCACAGCUAAAAGAGGCUAGACUGAUUGCUGAAGAUGCUGAUACAAAAUCGGACGAGAUCUCGAGAAAAUUAGCUUUUGUGGAAGAUGAAUUAGAAGCAGCCGAAGAAAGAGUAAAAUCAAGUGAAGCAAAGAUAACGGAACGAGAAGAUGAAUUGUUCAUCGUUGGUAAUAUAUUAAAAUCUUUAGAAGUAUCCGAAGAAAAGGCCAAUCAAAGGGUAGAGGAAUUUAAAACCCAGUUGAAAGAUUUGAAAAUAAAACUGAAGGCUGCUGAGAAAAGAGCCAUUAUCGCUGAAAAAAUGGUUAAAAUAUUUUCGAAAGAAUUGGAUGCAAGAGAAGAUUUCCUGUUCAGAGAAAAAGAGAAAUAUAAAUAUAUCUGUGACGACAUGGACUCCACAUUUGCUGAACUCACCGGAUAUUAG
Eufriesea mexicana is the source of this 927-nucleotide messenger RNA. RefSeq names its product tropomyosin-2. The coding region runs from base 73 to 927 and encodes 284 amino acids. Lineage: Eukaryota; Metazoa; Arthropoda; Insecta; Hymenoptera; Apidae. The record is from RefSeq and is a predicted model, not a curated record. The transcript has 6 exons.